Molecule: messenger RNA, 1159 nt
Organism: Dicentrarchus labrax (European seabass)
Lineage: Eukaryota; Metazoa; Chordata; Actinopteri; Moronidae
Product: olfactory receptor 52P1-like
Exons: 2
Coding region: 85-1035 (316 amino acids)
Biological process (GO): G protein-coupled receptor signaling pathway
Cellular component (GO): membrane
Molecular function (GO): olfactory receptor activity
Source: RefSeq, a predicted model, not a curated record
CUUAUAAAAAGCGUCUGCCAGUCGACUUCUGGUCCGACUGGAGGAGGUUCACGUCAACUGAGGCUUAAAUUACCCCUCUGCACUAUGGAAAACCAGACUUUAAGAACAGAUAUUCUGCUUGUGGAGGGGUUAAAGGUCAGCCUGGAGUCCUCCAUUCCCGCCUUCAUCAUCCUCCUCCUCAUCUAUAUCUUCAUCAUGGUGUCCAAUAUCUGCCUUGUAGUCCUGAUCACCACGGAGAGGAGCCUUCACCAGCCAAUGUAUCUGCUCUUCUGCAACAUGAGCGUUAACGAUGCAUUGGGGGCCACGGUCAUCAUUCCUCGCUUGCUGAGUAACAUUUUUGUUCCGAGCAGCGACCGCUACAUUCCUUACAUUGACUGUGUCAUUCAGGCGUUUUGUGGUCAUGUUUAUGCCAGUGCCACCCACACUAUACUAAUGAUCAUGGCUUUUGAUCGAUACGUUGCGAUCUGCAACCCUCUGCGAUACGCCACCAUCAUGACCAACAGGAUGGUGGUGAAGCUGUCGGUGUCGGCGUGGAUGGUGGCUUUGUUGAUGGUGUUGAUCCUCAUUGGCCUCAGUGUCCGCCUGUCGCGCUGCAGGUGGAUUAUAUUCAACCCGUACUGUGACAACGCCUCCUUGUUCAAGCUGUCCUGUGAAAGCGUCCUCAUCAAUAACAUCUAUGGCCUCGGAUACACCGUGGUCCUGCUGGGCUCCUCCAUCGGCAGCGUAACGCUCACGUACCUGAAGAUCGCCGCAGUGUGCGUUCUCAAUAAGAACAAGGUCCUGAACAGCAAAGCCCUGCAGACCUGUGCCACCCACCUGGCUGUGUACAUCAUCAUGUUUGUGUCUGGCUUAAUCAACAUCAUCCUCCAUCGAUUCCCAAACUUAUCCGAUUACAGGAAACUGGCAUCCAUCUUGUUCCACGUGGUCCCUCCUGCUAUGAACGCUAUUAUCUAUGGACUACAAAUCAAAGUUGUCAGACAAAAAUGUUUCAUUAUGUUUACCAGGAAAACAACGACUGUAGCAGAGGUGAAAUGACUCAAUACUGAAUUAAAUGUGAAUUAUUGUUAAUAAAAUAGUUGGCACUUGACAUGUGAUUAAAAAGUGAUGUGAAUUUCCUUUUUUAUUUAUUUUCAAAAUAAAUUUCAUUUCUCAACACUCA